Molecule: messenger RNA, 2590 nt
Organism: Halichondria panicea
Lineage: Eukaryota; Metazoa; Porifera; Demospongiae; Suberitida; Halichondriidae
Product: serine/arginine repetitive matrix protein 1-like
Exons: 5
Coding region: 82-2436 (784 amino acids)
Biological process (GO): cell surface receptor protein tyrosine kinase signaling pathway
Cellular component (GO): cytoplasm
Source: RefSeq, a predicted model, not a curated record
AGUAAACUACACAUGAAUAUAAAAGACAUAACAACAAAGUACAAUUAACUAUUCAACUGCUUUCUAUUAUUAACUGUCGCAAUGCAAGCUCACCCGGACACUGUCAAGAAGGGCUGCCUCAAGUACAAGGCCUCAAGGAUAAAGGGACGUAGUGCAGUCACCGUUACACAAGGGCCCAAGACAUCGUACAAGGAGUUGUAUGUUGUGUUCAGAGCGCCCAGUGGAGCCGAGAAAUUCCUCGACUUCUACCAAAAUGAUCGGAAAUAUUCAGAAAUGGGUCCUCCAAAGUGGACGGUUGACUUAUCCUCAACACUCAGUGUGACUAUCUUGAACGACAAUCGAGUGUGUUUCUGUCUGGAGCUGGAUGAUGGUGGAGCGUGUUUGUUUGAAGCUAAGACCAUGGAUGAAGCUGAAGAGUGGGUGGCAUGCUUCAAUGCAGUGCUAUUCAAUAAAGGCAUGCAUGGAGCGAGCAGUCUGCACUAUCAGGUGGAGCUCUACCAAUCAGAGCGGCUUGAAUAUCAUGGCCCCGCCUACUUGGAGUUAGCGGAGGGCUACCUGGUAGUGUGGACACUCAACACACAGGAGGAGGUGGUCAAGUGGAAGCUGUCUCACAUAAGAUCAUUCAAGGCCAAGAAAACUGUGCUGACCAUAUACACAGGAAGCCGCAGUGCUACUGGAGUUGGGGAGUUCCACUUCAACAGCCCUCUGAGUGUACAGAUCACGCACGCUAUAGAGACACUGGUGGCAAGACUCAAGUCCAAAAAAUCACCACGUCAGACUGGAGCUAGUGCCAGCAGCAGUGGCAGUAGUAGGCCUCCCACAAGGCCCCUCCCCCCUGCCCCGGAGUCUAUUGAUGGAAUGCCUGAUCUACUAGAGCACAGUGAGAAUGUACAUCGACUGCGCACUAGUCUUGCUGAGAACAUCCCCAGGCACAAUGCUCUCAGUGUGUACGAAGACCCAGACACUGUGUCCAGACAGCAGCAACCCUCUCCUCCUAGACGUGGGGGUUACGAGGAAGUCCCUGAUGGUCCUGCUCCUAACGAGCCAGGGGUAAGACGGAAACCCUCCCCUCCUAGACGUGGGGGUUACGAGGAAGUCCCUGGUGGUCUUGCUCCUAACAAACCAGGGGUCAGACGGAAACCCUCCCCUCCCACUCGUGGGGGUUACGAGGAAGUCCCUGGUGGUCCCUCCACUAACGAACCAGGGGUCAGACGAAAACCCUCCCCUCCCCUCCCACGAGGAGCGAGGGAACUAACACCACCCAUAUAUUCACAAGUCGAUAAAAGUGCUAAGACAAAAUCGAGACCACCUUCAGUACACAAUCGGACAUCACCGCCCAGGGAACCUUAUGGACAGCUGAACCACUUCUUGUCAGACAGUCCUACACGGCAGGAGUAUGGCAAGCUCGUUCACACUAACAAGCCACCGACGUACCUCGAUGAGGAGUAUGGACAUUUAGGCCAUGGUGCCCCCACCAAUACUGGAGCUAGUGGCCAUCAACCUGAGGAGUAUGGCCGACUUGAACAUGCUGUGACAACACCUACUGUGGGCCAUCAACCUGAGGAGUAUGGCCGACUUGGACAUGCUGUGACAACACCUACUGUGGGCUAUCAACCAGAGGAGUAUGGCCGACUUGAACAUGCUGUGACAACACCUACUGUGGGCCAUCAACCUGAGGAGUAUGGCCGACUUGGACAUGGAGCAGGGACAGUUGGGGGCUACCAAUCUGAGGAGUAUGGCCGACUAAACAGAAGUAGAGAAACCUCUCCUAAAGUAGCAACACCGCAAACAGAAGAGUAUGGCCGACUAGGCCCUGCAUUCGAUCCAUAUGGCACUCUACUCGGUGAAGAUUUGGAAAAGACGUUGAAAAAUGGAGGAAAGACUCGAGUUCGUGGCUAUGAAAUGAUGGAGUUCGAUGAGGAACAAACAGCUGACGAUGCAAUUUAUAGCGCUGUCGAUGACGAGAUUAAAGUAUCGCCAAAAAAGGAAGUUUCAGGCCCACCCCCUGGCUAUGAGAACCAUGUGUUGAAGGUGACUGCAGCUGAGAGAGCAAGCUACAGUCGCUCGUCCUCACAAGAUGACAAAUCACCGACAUCCUCACCCAUACCACCGCAACGUAGUGUCAAACACAAAUACGUGAAUGUGAACAACGAUGGUACAGUGAAGCUUCCUCCAGCACCGGGAGUAGCUCCUAGGAGGUACAAGUCUAAUGGAGUAGCCUUGCCAAAUGAAGAGAAAGCAGUCAGUGGACUCCACAGAGGGCGAUCGCUUGAAGAGUCCUCUCCCCCUCCCCCGGCACCACGGCAUCGAGCCACAGUUCACGCUAGUAGAUACUCCCCCCCACAGAGUAGACCCCCCACAGCUAGUAGAUACUCCCCCCCACAGAGUAGACCUCCCACAGCUCCUAAACCAAAGCCAAAGCCUGGCUCACAAUAAAGUGUGCGUCUGUUGUUGUUAUUCAAUUGUUGUUGUUCAAAUUAUCCGAAAUGUACAUGUUUAUGUUUGUGCUAAUUAAUUAUGGUUUGCAUUGAUUGUCAUUAUAAUUUGUAAUCAGUCGAGGUUGAGUUAUCAAUAUAUAUAGUCAAUGUGA